AUGGGCUCGUGGCGCCGCGGCGCCGAGUCCUCGGGCGACAUCGACCUGCUCGUCACGCGCGACCCGAGCAGGGACGGCAAGACGCACGAGGGCCUCGUCAAGAAGCUCUGGAAGAAGAUGAAGGAGGCCGGCAUCGCCCAGUACGAGCUGUCGCUGCCCAAGGACGACACGUCGCUCGACGCCAAGAUCAACGGGCUCUGCAAGCUGCCGGGCAAGAACGACGCCAAGAUGCGGCGCAUCGACGUUCUCGGCGUACCGUGGGAGGAGAUGCCGGCAGCCCUCAUCUACUUCUCGUCGGGCUCCAUCUUCAAUCGCUCUCUGCGCCUCAAGGCCCGCCGCAUGGGCUACCGCCUCAAUCAGCGCGGCCUGUACAAGGACGUCAUGCGCGACCGCCAGGGCGUCAAGCUCACCGAGGGCGUUCUCGUCAAGGGCGUCAAGAGCGAGCGGGACAUCUUCCGCAUCCUGCAGGUGCGCUACCGCCCGCCAGAGGAGCGCAGCGUCUGA
Rhodotorula graminis WP1 is the source of this 504-nucleotide messenger RNA. RefSeq lists its product as uncharacterized. Gene Ontology annotation, molecular function: DNA-directed DNA polymerase activity; DNA binding. Gene Ontology annotation, biological process: double-strand break repair via nonhomologous end joining. Bases 1 to 504 code for a protein of 167 amino acids. The record is from RefSeq and is a predicted model, not a curated record. The transcript has 4 exons. Lineage: Eukaryota; Fungi; Basidiomycota; Microbotryomycetes; Sporidiobolales; Sporidiobolaceae. Gene Ontology annotation, cellular component: nucleus.